UGCACGAUUUAGAGAUGUUACUGUUGGACAACUUUCACAAAAAAGGAAGCACACCAGCUUUUUAGCUGUAAAUUCUCAAAUUAUAGUCCCUUAGCUUUUGACACCCCGUUUUCAAGUUCCCUUAAUCUCUCCUUCCUUCACAUCAUCACAUGUGCCUUCUUAACCCCAUCUCUAAAGUAGCAGUAGUAACUUCUCAGAAGCCUAGGCCCCCCUUUUCUCCCCCACCAUCUUCUUUAGAGCGUUUUUCCUUACCUUUUUCUCUUUGAAAAUUAUCAUCCCAGAUAAUGAGCUGCGAAGAUGGUGCUAUUUUCAGUUACAACUUCAGGCCUAAGGUUUCUCCAGACUUAAUUCUUUUGAAGGCUUGACAAGCUAAGCCACAUUUUCAAGAAAAUGGGCAGAGCAACAAGGUGGUUGAAGAGUUUGUUUGGGAUAAAGAGGGAUAAGGGCCAGAAGGAGAUUAAUCCAAAUUCCGGUAGCCAGAGAGAAAACAAAUGGACGGGAAUGGGCCAUUCGGGAAGAGACACUGCUGAUGGGCUGUGUUCAAAUCCAAACACCAUUCCACCCAAUAUUACCCCGGCUGAAGCUGCAUGGUUGAGAUCUUUUUACGCUGACUCUGGUGACAAGGAGCAAAGCAAGCAUGCCAUAGCAGUUGCUGCAGCCACCGCCGCUGCCGCUGACGCCGCCGUCGCCGCUGCACAGGCUGCGGUGGCCGUGGUUAGGCUCACCAGUCAGGGCAGAGGAGGGUCCAUGUUUGGUGGUGGUGGUGGUAGUCGUGAAAAGUGGGCCGUUACAAAAAUUCAAAGUGUUUUCCGCGGAUUCUUGGCAAGGAAGGCACUGAGGGCUUUGAAAGGACUUGUGAAACUACAAGCACUAGUGAGAGGUUAUUUGGUGCGUAAACAGGCGUUCGCUACAUUUCACAGCAUGCAAGCUCUUAUAAGAGCACAGGCCAAUGUUCGUGCCCAAAAAACUCGAGGCCUCCUCGAUUCUACUGCUGCAAGUUCAAACCGGCAGUUUCAUGCUGCAAAUUCGGCGGAAAAGUUUGAUGAGGGUAGAAGUAGGCAGAAUUCAUUUCAUAACAGAAGGCUCUCUGCAUCGUUUGAUAGCAUUAACUCAAAUGCAAUCGAUGAAAUCCCAAAGAUUGUGGAGAUAGAUACUGGAAGGCCUAAAUCAAGAUCCAGAAGAAGCAGCGCCUGGGUAUCAGAUUCCAUUUCCGGGGAUGCCCAGACUCUAUCCUCUUCGUGUCAAUGCCGACAUCCUCCGCCCCACCUAUCGAUCCCUGAUUGCAGAAACUCUCAAGACUCCGACUGGGGACUGACUGGGGACGAAUGCCGCUUCUCCACCCCUCAAAGCACUCCCAGAUUCUCCAAUUCUUGUGGGACAAAUCCACCUGUCACGCCAGCCAAGAGUGUUUGCGUGGAAAGCUUAUUCAGGAAUUGCCCAAAUUAUAUGGCUAAUACGCAGUCAUUUAAGGCCAAACUGAGGUCUUACAGCGCACCGAAGCAAAGGCCUGAACCGGGGUCCAAGAGGAGGCUAUCGCUCAAUGAAAUGAUGGAGUCCAGAAGUAGUCUAAGUGGGGUCCGAAUGCAGAGGUCAUGCUCUCAAGUCCAAGAAGUUUUGAGUUUCAGGAAUGCUGUUGUCGGUAGGCUUGCAAGGUCUUCAGAAUUCUCAAAAGAGCAAUUAUACAACAGGGAUUCUUACUCGGAAGAAUAUUUUGAGUAGCGAUCGAAAGAAUGUGCUGCAACUAUCAAUUCGCAAGCGCAAACAGAGCAUGUAAUUGUCUAGAAUCUAGAUCAUCCUAGAGACAUAGGGCAAGAUGUAAUCUUUACUCCCGUUUUCAUUGAAGAAGUGAUCAAGGUCGGUUAUACCAGUACUGACGAGGUUAAUAAUAAUUGUGUGUCUAAUUUUUCGUGUUGCUUA
This is a messenger RNA of Coffea arabica (coffee), 1917 nucleotides long. RefSeq names its product protein IQ-domain 26-like. Gene Ontology annotation, molecular function: protein binding. The record is from RefSeq and is a predicted model, not a curated record. NCBI's taxonomy places the organism in Eukaryota, Viridiplantae, Streptophyta, Magnoliopsida, Gentianales, Rubiaceae.